This is a messenger RNA of Microdochium trichocladiopsis, 1062 nucleotides long. RefSeq lists its product as uncharacterized. The record is from RefSeq and is a predicted model, not a curated record. Bases 258 to 794 code for a protein of 178 amino acids. NCBI's taxonomy places the organism in Eukaryota, Fungi, Ascomycota, Sordariomycetes, Xylariales, Microdochiaceae. The transcript has a single exon.
GUCAGAAGACACAAGCCGGUCGGGUCCCUGCCCUGUGCAUGACAUGAUCACUGAGACACGGUCGAGAUUUGGUCACGAAAGAACAUGUGCUGCUGUGGCGGCCAUGAUUAGCGCCGGAGGAGCUGCGUGCCAACUUGACAGCCGGAGCGCAUUAUUCGUCGUUGUCGAUCAUGCUCUUCUUGUACUUGCAGCCCGAUGUCUGCUGUAUGCCGGUGGACGUGCCUUUGGGAAUGGCAGCAAAAAUACAGCACGAGUGAAUGCGGUCCCUGCAUGAGCUCAGAGCCAUCAAGCACUGCAGCCGUCUUUCUGUGCCUUCCAGCCAGGAUUCCAGUCUCAUGGACGAAAGACGUACAUGGCUCCUGCUGGCAGCACCUUCGACAAUCCACAUCAAAUCAUCCGCCGUGGUUGCUGCCUCGAGCAGGCGUGGGCACACGAGGGGAACGGCAGCCAGUCUGUCUGACUCUGGAACCACCACCCUCCCUGUCCGCCCUGUCCUCGCGGCAUCCAACAAGUCCUCAUUACCGUUGCCCAUUUCCGCACCUCCACCACUUCUGCACCCUCAUGGACCUUCGCGUCUGAGAGUGGGUCGAGCUCGUCCCGACACCCGCCUGCCCUCGUUGGACGAACGGCCCUGCCCGCCCUUGGGGGGAGACGUGCAAUUUCAGCGCAAACCGCCCAUUCAUUCCCCACGACACCAGCCGGCCGACGGAAUGCCCCUUUUUCCUCAACAGCCUGCAGGCGGUGGGGGGUCCCUCGCCAAACUCGAGAGCCGCCGAUCGCGAUACCGAGUAUAAAUUACAGAACGAACUAUUCAUCUAGGAAAUGAAGGCUGACCACCAGCCUGGUUUCAUGCAGGCGAGAUGCGACAGGCGGAUGGGAAGGCCUCAGGCCACAACCUGCUUACCCAGAAUGGAAUGGGCAUAUUUCUGUUUCCGAACCUACGGGCUUACGGAAUUGUGCGUGGAGAAGGUGGCAUCGACAUCAUUACUCCCGCGCGGGGCACUCAAGCCGGCACCUUUGACCCCCUCGGUAGCCAACGACAUCAAAGACUCUUGCGCGACG